Stomoxys calcitrans (stable fly) is the source of this 2434-nucleotide messenger RNA. RefSeq lists its product as uncharacterized. The coding region runs from base 106 to 1464 and encodes 452 amino acids. The record is from RefSeq and is a predicted model, not a curated record. Gene Ontology annotation, molecular function: DNA binding. Lineage: Eukaryota; Metazoa; Arthropoda; Insecta; Diptera; Muscidae. Gene Ontology annotation, cellular component: nucleus; transcription regulator complex. Gene Ontology annotation, biological process: regulation of transcription by RNA polymerase II. The transcript is spliced from 2 exons.
UUUGCCAUUGUACAUACAAAAUACUAACAAGCGUUGCCGAGGCUGGUCGUUUGGCAAAGCAAGCAGUAAAGUUGUUUAAACAAAGUGAAGUUUAAGAAGUGUAAUAUGAAUAAUUUUACCACGGAACGUAAUAAUUUUACUCUCGAGCGCAACAAUUGUCGGCGUAAAUUGAUACUCAUGGUUAAACAACAUCCAAUUUUGUGGAAUAAAACUCAAGAAAACUACAAUAGAAAUCGGCCACUUAAAAUGCAUACAUGGAAACAGAUUUCCGAAGUACUUGGAAUAUCGGUUGAAAAAAUUCGCCGCACCUGGGAAAAUCUGCGUGAUCAAUAUAGGCGUGAUUUAAAGCGUGAGAUGAAAUAUGGCUUUAAAUCUAAAUGGCGUUUUUUCAAGGAUAUGGAUUUUAUACGUGAAAUGGUCACCUGUAAGGGACAAGUUAAUGAACUAACAGACUCGGAUUCGGAAAAUGAAAACAAUGAAGUACAACAAUAUUCGAAUUAUAGUUUUGAAAAUAUUGCAAAUAUGCCAGAGGCAACACAAAUGCCUAAUACAAUUCCAGUAACCAACUCAAAUAAUUUCCAACCCAUUAUAUUGACUAAGCAAUGGCAAAGUGGCAACAAUAUGCAUGAUGAAGCACAUCCUCAGGAAGAUUUUUCAUUUCCUACAUCCCCCAAUGCCAACUCACCUUUUCAUAGAAUUUCUCAAGAAAUUCCCCUACACUCCCAAAUGUAUGCAGACGUAACAGCCAAAAACUUUAAUUCUGCCAGAGAUAUGACAAAUCCUCCAGAGAUGGCCAAAAAAGAGGCUGACUCAGAUGUUGAAAUAGAAGCUGAAUAUAUGAUACCACAAAUGGAUUUACAAAGCAAACAGAAUGUUUCACUCAACAGUCGACCAAAGCAAUACGCCGCUUUAACGCCUAGUAGAUCUAAUGUGGGAUUCCAUCAAGAACCUUUGGUCACCACUACAAAUCUACAAAGACCGAAAGUGGUUAUUGAGGCAUCGUGCAGCAGCAAUACUAUGCUGAAAAACAACCCAUCCGCUGAUAUAACCAAUCCCAUGGAACUUAUAGCCUUGCUGGCCAAGAGGGAACCCCAAACAGACUCUGAUGUAGAAAUAGAAGCCGAAACCCUGAGAACACCGAAAACAACACCAUCCACUCCCAGCCAUGCAUCGACAAUGGCAAGACAACAUCAACAAGAAGCUCAAGUCUCUACUUCUGGUAUAAAACGACCCGUUAUUACUGUGGAGGAUGCAAGCCCUUUGGAAGCACCUGCUUGCAGCAGUGCUACCAACAGACGCAAGAAAAGUAAUGAGUCUGCUGAUUUGGAGGCCAAGGAUGAGGAUUAUUAUUUUGUCAUGAGUCUAUUGCCUUCGAUAAGGCAAAUUCCCCGCAACCGAAAAUUUGCCUUGAGAAUAGGUAUUAUGAAUUUAAUUGCCAAGGAUUUGGAGGAGGUGUGUAAAUGAGAUCGGAAGAAUAGGAAGGUACAGCGGGGUGACAAAACUUAGUUGCAAUUUUGAAUGAGACCGCAGGAAUAUGAAAUAACAGCGAGGUGUCUUGAAUGGAAAUGUAAAAAACAAAGUGAAUUAAUUACUUUUUAAACUCUUACUGUUAAGAAUUUUUCAAUAAGCAAAUGGACAUGGCUCAUACUUCUCAAUAUUGAAAAACCACGUCGCGUUAACGUUACGUUAAUCAGUAACUAUUUAUAUAUUUCUUAUAUUUAUAUUUCUUUAUUUCUACCUAAAAAUAUCAAAACAAAAAAGGAUCAUUAAGUAUCAGAAAAAGUGAUUGAAAAACAAAAAUUUUUACUUUGAAUCUUAUAUUUACGCUAUUUUACAAAAUAAAGAAGUUCCUCUAAAAAGCAACAAGUAAGAGUCUAAAGUUUAGACACUUAACCAGCCAUGUCCAAAAUCAAAAUGGAACUGGAUGUGUUAAAUACUCUCUUUAACCCUAGGAUGGCGAACAUUUUUUCUACAUUGUUGAGCGGACGUGGUCUGGCCAGAUCACAACUUAAAAAGAGCUGUAAUAUGUAAAUGUUUUUAUUUAAAACUUUAUUUUUCUUCGAAAAUGUUUUAAUAUUAACUCAUAUUUUAAUUUCAAUUGUUUAAAACGAUAACAAGGGAAAAGCAAACGAAAUUAUGGAGAUGGAUGUCAUAACAAUACACUCCGUGCAGAGUUUCACCCAAAUCGGGUAACAACUUAAGAUGCUAAUUCGAGAGAUCUGUUUCUGAAUCAAUCAGGUCCAAAUCUGAACCGAUAAGGCAAUCCCAAACGACCUUCUCCAGCAAGAAGUACAUGCGCAAAAUUUUAAGUGAAUAUCUUUAUUCGUUCGGCCGCUAUCGUGAUUUUCACCAUGCUAUUGAGGUGGAUAUUAAAGCAUAAAUAAAUAAAAAUAAAAUCUUUACUUAUACGAAUAAAUUUAUAUUUUCAAAUUAA